AUGGCCAAGUACCUGGUCCAGAUCAUUGUGAUGGGUGUGCAGGUGGUGGGCAGAGCCUUUGCCCGGGCCCUGAGGCAGGAGUUUGCAGCAAGCCAGGCAGCGGCUGAUGCUUGGGGUCGAGGUGGGCACCAGUCUGCAGGUGCAUCCAACCUCUCUGGCCUCAGCCUUCAAGAGGCCCAGCAGAUUCUCAAUGUCUUCAAGCUGAAUCCCGAGCGGGUCCAGAAUUAUGAACACCUAUUUAAGGUGAAUGAUAAGUCCGUGGGAGGCUCUUUCUACUUGCAGUCAAAGGUUGUCUGUGUGAAGGAACGUCUAGAUGAGGAACUCCAAAUACAAGCCCAGGAAGUCAGAGAGAAAGGGCAGAUGCCCAAAACGUGA
Molecule: messenger RNA, 375 nt
Organism: Onychomys torridus (southern grasshopper mouse)
Lineage: Eukaryota; Metazoa; Chordata; Mammalia; Rodentia; Cricetidae
Product: mitochondrial import inner membrane translocase subunit TIM16-like
Exons: 1
Coding region: 1-375 (124 amino acids)
Biological process (GO): protein import into mitochondrial matrix
Cellular component (GO): TIM23 mitochondrial import inner membrane translocase complex
Source: RefSeq, a predicted model, not a curated record